AUGAAGAGCUGUGAGCAUGAACAGGCUUCCCUUGAGCAACUCAAAACAAGAAGAGGAAAGUCCCGCGAGGUUAGUUCACGUUUCCUCUCUCCAUCCUCUUCAUCUUCUUCUCCUAACCGCAGAAACUCCACUUCUAAUUCAUCUGCCAAGAGAGAUGGUCACAACAACAAUGGGAUUAAAGGGCUGAAAAACCAUGAUCGGAUGUCUGAUAGCACACGCGCUUGUUUAGGGUUCCCAAAUGAAAAUAGGUCUAGUGUAGAAUCCAGUGGACUGGAAGUUGACACAAAAGAAAAUCAUAGGCCUUCUUCACCAUGGAUCGAUGAUGAGGAUAAUGUCAUACUUCCAGGCAGAUUUUCUGUCGAUGAAUGUGCAUUGUACAAAGCAACAACAUCCAGGAGAAACUCAUGCUCUCUACUAUAUGAGUCCUAUAACGAUGAAUCAGAUUCUGAGCUGAGUGAUGUGUCCUUUGCUUCAACUCUUAGCACAAAUUGUUCAUCCCGGAGCCAUAAACCUGGUAUCAAGGUCUCUUCUAAAUACCUGCAUGAUUCAAGAGCAAGACUUAGCAGAGGAGGGUCGUCACAAGGCAACAACAAUAUGACCAAACUAAGGUCACAAGAAGAUUCCAAGAAAGGUAACAGCUUUAGAGGCAUUGAGAAUAUGAUGAAGAGGACUAAUUCAAUGGCCAGGUAUGGUAGUUCGAUGUCUCAGUGGGCGUUGUCACCAGGAAGAUCGUUGGAAACUCAGGCCGUGACAAUUCCAAGUUCAAACUUGAAACCUCCAAGAGGCAAAGGCGUUGGUAAACUGUUCAACCUUGGUUUUGAUUUCUUCAGGAGCAAGAAGAAGCCUUCUCCCUUUUCUUCACCAUUGAAACCAAAGACAUGUGACGCAGAAGCUGCUCAUCAGCUGAAGCUUAUGAACAAUCGGUUGGUUCAGUGGAGGUUUGUCAAUGCUAGAGCCUCGGUUGCAAACAAUAAUGUCGCCUCCCGAGAAAAGAAACAAGUACUCUGUGCGUGGGAUACUCUUACCAAGUUAAAACAUUUGGUUCUGCAAGAGAGAAUUAAACUGCUGAAGAAAAACUUGGAGAUGAAGCUGGAUCAUGUGCUUCUUUCUCAAAUUGAGCAUCUUGAAGCUUGGGAGGACAUGGAAACACAGCACUUUUCAUCUUUGUCCAUGACCAGACAAGCCCUGCAUUCUGCUCUUUCCAGGCUUCCCCUAAGGGAAGGUGCGAAGGUGAACAUAGAAUCGGCUGUGGCUUCAUUUCAGAAAGUAGAAGCAGUCACUGAUGCUAUCAUGUCAACUAUGAAUAGUUUUGCUCCCAUGAUGGAGGAUAUUGCUCCACUUGCAUCUCAACUUGCGGAAGUGGCCGCACAAGAGAAGCUGAUGCUGGAGCAGUGCCGUGAUCUUCUGAGAAUGAUUUCUGAGUUAGAGUUUUGGAUGGAAGCAGAUGGAGGAGAGGAGCUUGAAGUGCUGCUUCCUGAUUCAACACAAACAGACUUUGGAGAGAGAACUUGUUCAGGAGUCAGGACUUUGGUUUCUCCUGUAACCGCCGAGUCAAAGCUUUGGUUUAUCUAG
This is a messenger RNA of Arabis nemorensis, 1572 nucleotides long. NCBI's taxonomy places the organism in Eukaryota, Viridiplantae, Streptophyta, Magnoliopsida, Brassicales, Brassicaceae. The record is from the annotation of a GenBank genome assembly.